Messenger RNA from Exophiala oligosperma, 1101 nucleotides. RefSeq lists its product as uncharacterized. Gene Ontology annotation, molecular function: dioxygenase activity. The coding region runs from base 1 to 1101 and encodes 366 amino acids. The transcript has 2 exons. Lineage: Eukaryota; Fungi; Ascomycota; Eurotiomycetes; Chaetothyriales; Herpotrichiellaceae. The record is from RefSeq and is a predicted model, not a curated record.
AUGGCUACUGAAGUAACACCGGAAGCUUUCACUGCUCCGACGCAGACUUUUCGUGAUAUGCCCCUAUUUCCGAACGAUGUGCCAACCGCACCUCUUCUUCGGUUAUCACUGGCCAAACUGAUCAAUCGUGAUCACGAUGAGAUCAAUCGAUUUGUGAGGGCUUGCGAAGACUUGGGAUUCUUCUAUCUGGACCUUUCUGGUCCCGGCGACUCCCUCCUUGCAGACGCAGAUCUACUUUUCCAGGUCGGCGAGCAACUUUUUGAUCUCCCCGUCGAUGAAAAGAAGAAGUACGAUUUUAUGCACAAGAAUAGCUACUUUGGCUACAAAGGUUUCGGUGCAAACGUAGUCGACAGACAUGGCAAUCUAGACCGCAAUGAAUUUUACAAUGUAUCAAAAGAUGACAUGCUCGGCCUCUCUGACCCUUGGCCGGCUCCUGAAGUUUUGAGCUCGAGGCGUUCCCUGAUGCAGUCAUUCAUCACAUCAGCACAUGGUAUCGUCACGUUGGUGCUGACACUGCUCAACGACCACCUGCGCUUGCCGCCGGGGACUCUACAAGACAUGCAUCGCUUAGAAGGCCAUUCAGGGGAUCAGAUUCGAUUCAUCAAAGCGCCACCACAACCGAUGGAUGAUAAAAGGACAGCAUUGGGUGAGCACACUGACUUUGGCAGUGUGACGGUUCUUUUCAACCGACUCGGGGGUCUUCAAGUCCUGCCACCAGGUCGAGAAGCCCAGUGGUGCUAUGUGAAGCCUCUACCCAAUCAUGCGAUCAUCAAUCUUGGGGACGCCAUGGUCAAAUUUACGAAUGGUCUACUGAGAUCAAAUAUACACCGGGUAGUCUCGCCGCCAGGCGAACAAGCAAACUACACAAGAUAUUCGCUCGUGUACUUUAAUCGACCAGAGGAUGAUGUUAUGUUGAAGAGACUCGAUACGAGCGAAUUGAUCCCGCCACUCGAGAAAGAUGAAGUCGAGGAGGAGAUCAACAGUAAAGACUGGAUCAUCAGACGAGCACUUGGACAUCGGCAUGCCAUUCGAGGCGAUAAGGCCUUUGAUUUUGACAGUAUCCGAGGCACUGAAGAAAAAAGCCAGAGAGCGUACCUUUGA